Messenger RNA from Rhipicephalus microplus (southern cattle tick), 414 nucleotides. RefSeq lists its product as uncharacterized. Gene Ontology annotation, biological process: mRNA 3'-end processing by stem-loop binding and cleavage. NCBI's taxonomy places the organism in Eukaryota, Metazoa, Arthropoda, Arachnida, Ixodida, Ixodidae. The record is from RefSeq and is a predicted model, not a curated record. Gene Ontology annotation, molecular function: U7 snRNA binding. Gene Ontology annotation, cellular component: U7 snRNP.
AUGCAACAGCAAGAGGACGAGCCCAAACGCAGCGUCCGGCGUGGUCCGCGCACCGUGGCCAGUGUGGUGGAGCGCAGUGCGAUGGGAGGCAUGCACGCCAAGGGGCCCCUGAGCAUCCUCUUCAGGGCGGUGCGCGACCGGCUGCGCGUCAAGGUUUGGACGCGGAGCCACACACGGGUGCGCAGCAUCCUGACGGGUUUCGUGCACGCCUACGACCGGCACAUCAACCUGGCCCUGGCCGACGUGGACGAGGUACUGCUGCUGCCGCCGGCACCGUCUUUACCGACGGCGACGGCGGAAGCGCAGGAAAAGAAGGCGACGACAGAGACGACUACCAGCGCGCCUGCAACAUCGCUGCCGUCCCAGGUACGACUGGACCCGCGCACUUAUUCGGUCUGCUACCUUGCGUCUUAG